Messenger RNA from Oryzias latipes (Japanese medaka), 5433 nucleotides. Lineage: Eukaryota; Metazoa; Chordata; Actinopteri; Beloniformes; Adrianichthyidae. The record is from RefSeq and is a predicted model, not a curated record.
CCUGGAUUGGUUAUGGGGGCUGCUAAAGUCAACAAAGUUGAGGUCGCAGUGUCCAGAUGUGUAAAGAUUCAGUGUCACCACAGAAAAAAGGUACAACGAAAUUAUACAGAGCAAUUACUGUGUGAUAAUUCAGGAGGAUAAACUGGUGCUUAAGCGGAGACAAACAAUUUAAAGAUAAUUUCUUCAAAUGCUGCAGGCUGAUGUUAAGCUGUGGUUUUGAGGAAAAUUAGAAGUUUUCUCUCUUUUUAAUGACAGAUGUGCAUAGAAAAAUCUAUAUUUCAUAAACUUUAUGGACCCUUUUUAACUAAACAAUGGAAUGGUGUGCAUGUGUCUGUUUGUGUGUGUGCUUUUUUUAGAAGUUCCAUAUGUGAAGACAGCUUGUGGACCCCAUUUACUUCUCAGACAUUGCUAACCAGUCAUACUGUAUUAGCUGGGAACACUUUUACAAUAGAUCACAAGCUGAUGGGAGUGGGACUUUAAGAUUAGUGGACGUGUUGGUUUGCUUGUUUCCCUAGUGCGACUUUAUUACAUCACCAAAACACUUGAGGUUGAUUUUUGUUUGUCUUUGUUUUGUUGGUUUAUGAAUUAGUCAACCAUAAAAGUGAAAACUAAAAUGUGGAGUUUUAUUUUUUACUUCAGAGAGUCUGCUCUCCUCACAGUAACUGCUUCAGUUACUUGUUUUUUGUUUUGUAUUUUUGUAGAUAAAGAAGAUCUCCUUCAACUGAUGAGGAAACACCAUGGCUGGAAUUGAAGUAGCAUUCCUAAGAGGUCUCUGGUUUUCUCUCUGUCUGAGUAUCUGCCUUUGCCAGCAGGACUGUACUGGGGUGGACUGCCCCCUCCUGGACAACUGCAUCGAUGCCAUCUUGGACAGUGGCUCUUGUUGUGCUUCUUGCUUGCAGAAAGGAUGCACAUGUGAAGGCUACCAGUACUAUGACUGUGUGAGUGCUGGUUUUGAGAAUGGCUCAGUCCCUGAAGGAGACUCCUACUUUGUCGAUUACGGCAGCACUGAGUGCUCCUGUCCACUUGGAGGGGGGCGAAUCAUCUGCCAUUUCAUGAGCUGUCCUGAAGUGCCCCCUAACUGUAUUGAGUUUUCGGAGCCUGUUGAUGGCUGCAGGCAGUGCCAACAGCUUGGGUGUUUCCAAGGUGACCACAAGUAUGAGGCCAAUCAUUCAUUUCAGGUUGGACCUUGCUGGAUAUGCCACUGUCCCAGUGAAGGGGGAGAGCUCAUGUGCUACCGUGAACCGUGUGAUGCACAGAACACCACAGAUGGGAACAGCAGCAGGCAUGACGCCAUCCCCGACAGGUUUGACCAACACGGCCAAAUGCAUUCCUUCACCAGACUGGACCGUCUUCCUUUUCCGGGAAAUCUUCCUCUUUUCAAGGUGCCAUUAUUGGAUAAGGAAGACUCAGAUGAUUAUGAUUACAGCCCUACAGACUUUUCAGAAGAAUACCCAUCACUGCCUGUGGACCCCACUCAGUCUUCUGUCUUUCCCACUAAAAUUUCCUCUCUGUCUCGUGGCUCUGUCGAUUCUGACAGAAGCUCUGUACAUUCAAGCUUAAAGAUGCAAGGCAGUAUGGAGCUAAGGGAGCGACAUGGAGCUCAUGAACAUCCUAAAGAAUUGACUGAAAAUCAGUCAAGUGAUGAGCAGGAGACUCCAAACUCACCAACAGACACCACUGCAGCUUGGGAACUUUCUCAGGGUUCAGCAGGGGCACAAAGUGUCUCAUUGGGGGAUUUGGAACCACAUACAGAGGCAGAGAGGGCUUUGAACAUACAUAAAAGUUUUAUUUUUCCAUUAUACCAAGGGACUGAAAGUGAGCAUCAACCAAAGUUUUCAGAUGUGAAUUCAGAAAGUGGUUUUCAGCCUCAGACAAUUGACUUAAAUGUUGCUGACAGUUCCACUACGGAAGGUUCAAGCCUAGAGAUCAACGGUGAACACCUGACAAGAAGUACAGAGACUCUGGCCAAUCACGAAAGAGAACACAUGAAGACAUUUUCAAAGACCACUCAGAAAACUCAACAUGUGCCAUUUCUCCAGUCAACCACACAAUCUCCAAAUGAGUCAUAUGGACUAGAUGACAAGACGAGGAUGAAUGAAGAUGAGGAAGAGAGGGGGGAAGGCAUGGAAGAGUCUCAGAGUGUCAGUGAGUUUGAUGUACAGGAUCUGAAUGAAACUGUCAAGCCAUUUCAGAAGGACAAAACCCAUGAGGAUUUGGGGAGUAGUGGUCUUAACAGAAAUGGAAAUGGAAAUCAAUCACAACCCAACAAUUCCACAUCCAUGAGUCUCGUGCUCCAGCAAACCCCCACGGUCAGCUUUAUUACCACCCCUACCCAAGCACCACAGGGCAAAGUGCAGGAGAGGCUUCCCGUGGAAAGGUGGCAUGAUGUUGCAGGCACGGAGGAGCUAGCACCUGAAGCAGGUCCAGGUGUGUCUGCUAAAGAUCUUCUGCAGCACUGCUGUAAUGCUGGUCACAGAUGGGCGAAUGAACAAUUCCACUGCAAGGCCAUGCCAAAGUUGAGCAAUGACAAGAACUCUGUUUGCAGUCUUGCACAGAAGCAGUGCUGCAUCCGCUCUUUGAACAGCAUCAGGUGUGAUUCUGGUGUGACUUCAGCCAAAGCUGGACGCUCUUGUGAAGGAGACGAUGGCAACUCGUGCAUGGAUGACUCCUAUCAGGUGUGCUGCAGCUGCUGUGCGCUGGGCCUCUGGAUGCGCCGCCAAGGUCAAGGUUGUGAUGCUGACCUGCACCUGGUAUACUCGUGUGGUCAUGUCUUCCUCACUUGCUGUGAGGAAGUUGAAGCUCAAAGCCAGCUCCCAUUGAGGGGACAGGAGAACCUCAGGCCAACUGUCCUGCCCAGAAGAGUUUCAGAGAGGAAGUUUCCCAAAGAGGCCUUUUCCAUCACAACAUCAGAUGAAGUUGUGAACAUGGUGGAAGUUCAGGAGGAGGAAGAUGAGUGUCCGCUCCACCACAGACAGCAGUGCCAGCACAAGUGCACUAUUGCGUGGGGCUCGUACCAUUGCAGCUGCUUUCAGGGUUUUAUCCUGCAGCAGGACGGACACUCUUGCUCUCCAGUGAGUCCUGAGGAAAGCAGAGUGAGCACACGACACCCCCCCAUCACCAUAGGCACCGUAGAAACCCCCACCCAAUCUGCCCUUAUUGACCCCUGUGCAGGUAACGGGCUCUGCAGUCAGCGGUGCAGUACGGUGGGGGGCAGAGUUCUCUGUUCCUGCUUUCCAGGCUUCUUCCUGAUGAAAGAUGGACACACAUGUAAAGACGUAGAUGAAUGUCUGACCCACAAAUGUCUGCCACAUCAGCGCUGUGUGAACACUGAGGGCUCGUUUACCUGCAGGCCGCAGAUCACCUGUCCUCCAGGUUACCACCUGAAGAGCAGUGGGUGCCAGGAUGUGGAUGAGUGUGCCAUGAGGAAGGACCGUUGUGGCAAAGACUUCCUGUGUGAGAACACACCAGGCUCUUUCAAGUGUACACCUAAGCAAAAAUGUUUGAGCGGAUUCACCCAAGACGCUCACGGGAACUGUGUUGACAUAAACGAGUGCAGCAGCCUGGCUCAGCCGUGCAGCUCCAGCUUUGCCUGCGUCAACACAGUGGGCUCCUUCAGCUGCCAGCAGAAGGUCCUUGUGUGCAAUCGUGGAUACCACACCAGCCCUGACGGAGCCUCGUGUGUCGAUGUUGAUGAGUGUCAGAUGGGAUCACAUGCUUGUGGAGUGGGUCAGAUCUGUCACAACCUCCCUGGUAGCUACCGCUGUGACUGUCAGACAGGAUACCAGUUUGAUGCCCUGCGCAAAGUCUGCACAGAUGUGAAUGAGUGCUGGAGCUAUCCAGGCAGGUUGUGCGCUCAGACCUGUGAAAACACGGUGGGCUCUUACCUCUGCACCUGCACAGCUGGCUUUAUUUUGGCCUCUGACCAAAAGAACUGUGAAGACAUAAAUGAAUGCGACCAAAAGCCCUGCAGUCAGGAGUGUGUCAACAUGCACGGUUCAUAUCAGUGCUACUGUCGCCAAGGAUAUUACCUUCAUGAAGACGGACGCACCUGUGAAGACAUUGAUGAAUGCUCCCAAAGCAUUGGGAAGCUUUGUGCCUUCCAGUGCGUCAAUGUUGUAGGCAGCUACCUCUGUGCCUGUCCUCCUCAUGGAUACGUAAUGUCAGCCAAUGGACACACCUGUACAGACGUGGACGAGUGCAAGGUGGGCAGCCAUAACUGCUCCUCUGAAAAAACCUGCUUUAAUCUGCAAGGAGGCUUCAGGUGUCUUUCCUUUGACUGUCCACACAACUACAAGAGGGUGUCCAGCACAUACUGUGAGAGGAUUAACUGUGCUCCCAACUCCUUUGACUGUCAGAAGUCUCCUUUGAGGAUCACCUACUACACUCUCAGCUUCCAGAGCAACAUCCUCACUCCAGCCCAGAUCUUCCGAAUGGGGCCCUCCCCUGUCUACGCCGGAGACCACGUCAUCAUCAGCAUCACGAGCGGAAACGAGGAGAACUACUUUAGCACUCGCAAGCUGAACAGCUUCACGGGCGCCGUCUACAUCCAGAGAAAGGUCAGAGAGCCCAAAGACUUCCUGAUAGAGGUGGAGAUGAAGCUGCUGAGGCGGGGGACCGUCACCUCAUUCCUGGCCAGACUCUAUGUCUUCUUCACACCCAGCUCCAUGUAAGACACUGUCGGGGAUGAAGAUUCUAUUUCAUAAGGUGCUGAAAAUGUUUUGGUUUGGACUGUUCCAUCAAUCCAGAAGAUUGUUAUCUGAGAUUUCUACUUAGUCUGGAGUCAUUUCUCUUCAGAAUGUCGUCAUUAAACCUUCCUGAUCAGCUCUUGUUGGUUUGGGUCCAAGCAGCUUGUCCUUCCCAGCCCUCCUCUUCCUCUCUGCCUCUGACGAAUGGGCUUAUAUUUGAGCCCAGCAGUACAGGAGACAGAAAUCUAGCUUUUCCAUCCAGAACGUGAGCUGAUAUAUUUUUAUGAAUGUAAUAUUCAGACUGACUGUUCUCAGAAAGUCAAAGAGUCAACAGAGAGACUGAAUUAAACAUUACCAGCACACAAGUAGGGUAAUAAAAAAUACUUUUGGAAUUGAUUAGAAGACGACGCAUCUUACCUCAGAACUCCAUGAAGUUGUACCCAAAUUCCUUCACUACUCACUAUUUAGUGCCCUACAUAGUGCAUUUUCCAUUUUGUAGAGCUGUCCAAAACUACAAUUCCAAAACCAAGUAGAAAUUUUCCAGAAGCCUUUGUGAAAAACCAGUGUGCAUCAAUGCUUACUAGACUGGGGAAUAUAGACCACAAUGAGCACAUUUUCCUAAAAGAAUGUCUUUUCAUUUAUUUUUAAUAUAAAAUCCAAAUUGUUAAACACCGAAAAAAGUGGAUGGACAAGUGGAUUUAUAAAUAGUCUUCCUAAUGUUUGCUGUAUAUAUAUAUAUAUAUAUAUA